Molecule: messenger RNA, 717 nt
Organism: Cornus florida
Lineage: Eukaryota; Viridiplantae; Streptophyta; Magnoliopsida; Cornales; Cornaceae
Exons: 1
Coding region: 1-717 (238 amino acids)
Source: RefSeq, a predicted model, not a curated record
AUGCCAAAGUUUAUUAAAUUCAAUGGAACUGGAAAUCUUCUCCAGCACCUGAACCAUUACACUCAGAAUAUGACACUGGAGGCACACAAUGAUCUAUUCAUGUGCAAGAUAUUCCCAUCCAGUCUGAAGGGGGUGGCCCUGGAGUGGUUCAAAAAUCGCCUAUGCAAGUCAAUCCCAAACUUCGAAUCACUGUGCGUCGCAUUUCUUGCCCAGUAUUGUGAAAACAAGAAGCAGAAAAAAACCAUUGCCAGUCUCUUCACGAUUCGACAGAUGAAGGGAGAGGGCCUGCAGGCCUUCCUCACACGAUUCAACAUGGAAUCUUCGGGCAUUCCAGAUUGCAAUCAGGAUACAGCCAUAGAAGUAUUCAAGAUAGCUAUGGUGCAAGGCUCACGUUUUCACUUUUCUCUGGUGAAGAAAACCUCGACUAACAUGUCAGAGUUGAAUUCACGACUAUAUCAGACUCGAAGAAAACGAAGUAACCAAACAGCAGAGGGUAACUCUGGUCAUUGUGGAAAGCCGACCGAAAGAACGACCGAGCACCUCGAGGAUCCAGCGAGAACCCCCAGUCAUCGAAAGAUGAGCCCCCGAGAAGAAGUCCCGGCCGAAAGAGUCACACCCCUCAAAGUGACGUUGGCUGGACUGUAUCAAGAGACGAAGGUAAGAAACAUCUUCCAGAUCCUACCACCAAUCAGACAACCAAUGGAGCAGAGAGACUAA